AUGGGCCGAGAAAGACAGAAAAAGAAGAAUCGCUCUUCGAUAUCCAAAGCCAGACCACACUCCAACAGGACGAAGGCUGGGAAGAAAAGGGUGAACUUUUUAGGAAAUGCAACUAUUGCGCAGAAUUGGGAUAGAAAGCUUACCGUAUCACAAAAUUACAAGCGUCUAGGCUUGUCAUCAAGGUUGAAUGGUGCGAGUGGUGGCACUGAGAAAAAACCAGGGCUUGACACCGAGGACGAUGAGAACCAAAAGCGGGACUCUCUUGCCAUUGCCGGACCACGGGCUCUCAACAUGCAGACGACUCAAGAAGUCCAGGUUGAAAGAGAUCCCGAGACCGGACGAAUUGUUCGAGUCAUCAGAGCAGAACCCGAUGAGCGAGACAAUCCUCUGAACGACCCUUUGAACGAUAUUAUGGAUUUCAAUGAUGAUGGCGCUGCGAAAGAUCGUCCGCAAAACAGCAUCGUUGCCCAACUUGAGGCAGAAGCCGCAGCGGAGGAAGAAUUGUUGGCUAAAAAGAAGCAGCCACGGAAGCAAAGUCAACGAGAGGAAGAGUGGAUUGCAAGACUCGUGGAGAAACAUGGCGAUGACACCAAGGCUAUGGUUAGAGAUCGAAAGCUCAAUCCUAUGCAGCAAACAGAAGCAGAUAUAGCUAGGAGGCUGAAAAAAUGGAAGGCAAAGCAGGAACACGGGACGUGA
Molecule: messenger RNA, 696 nt
Organism: Exophiala spinifera
Lineage: Eukaryota; Fungi; Ascomycota; Eurotiomycetes; Chaetothyriales; Herpotrichiellaceae
Exons: 2
Coding region: 1-696 (231 amino acids)
Biological process (GO): ribosomal large subunit biogenesis
Cellular component (GO): nucleolus
Source: RefSeq, a predicted model, not a curated record